UCUUUCUCUUUUGUUCUUUCUUUGUUUUACAAUUUCCAACAAAAAUAUUAUCUCUCGUGUCUUGUCUCUCAGUCUGUUAUAGUAAAAGCUAGAGGCACCAAAAAAAAAACCAUGGGAAGAUCCAUUUCCUGUUUCAAAAUCAUCACUUGCGGCACUGAUUCAGCUGAUAAAAACGACGACGUUAUCGAUGUUCCUCAGGACAAGAGAUCGAGUGACAAAAAGGGAUGGAGUUUCCGGAAGAGAUCUGAACGGCAUCGGGUGCUUAGCAACACUGUGGUACAAGAAGCUUCUACUGGACUGGAGGAAAGUCCUGAAACUGCUAGUUAUGUUCAACAGUCUGAUGUCUCCGUUGCUCCUGAGAAAACCUCCACCGUUCAGUACACCGAAGAGAAACUUCAGUCAGUGGCACCUAAAGAUUACGUUGAAGAAAAAUCUCAAUUAUCAACCCAAGAGGAUUUGAAAGUGCCCGAACCUGUUGUUGCUGCCACGAAUGAGGCUAAAGAUGAUUCUAACGUGGAUGAAUCCGUUGUUGUAGUCGUCCAGACUGCUAUUAGAGGGUUCUUGGCACGCAAAGAGCUAGGAAAGCUUAAGAACUUAGUAAAGUUGCAAGCUGCUUUACGGGGGCACUUGGUUCGAAGGCAUGCUGUGGGGACCUUACGGUGCAUUCAAGCCAUUGUCAAAAUGCAAAUGCUAGUCCGUGCCCGUCAUGCUCGUUUGUCUCAAGAAGGUUCCUAUUCCGAAAAGAAUGCUGCUUCUACUUCCAUAGAGAAGUUGCUUAGCAAUAGGUUUGCUCGUCAGCUGCUGGAUUCAAUGCCUAAGACCAAACCUAUCCGCAUCAAUUGUGAUCCAUCAAAACCGAGUCCGGGUUGGAGCUGGCUGGAGAGGUGGAUGUCCACGUCAUCAUCUGAAAAGACAUCAAUGGCAGAGUUACCUAACGAACAACCUCGUGACUCUCCACUCGAUGCUACAGUUCCAUCUAAAGCUAUUUCUGAGUCGAACGAUGUAAACAAGACAUUGGUUUCAUCAGAGAGUGAAGAGAAUCUAAUCACAUAUGUUGCUGCCGACUCUAAGUCCAAGGCUUGCCUGCCCACUUCUUCAGUAACAGGUGAUUUGGAGCGAACUCAGAUUGACAACAUGAGUACAUCCGACCUGAAAGAGACCUCGCUGGAUCAAACAAUUGAAACAGAGGCUCAUUGUCUUGAUGUUGGAGUUGAAUCUUUGGAUGCCGUGUUGUCCGGGGCAGAUACAAUAAGCAGGUCAAAGGAGCCAAGCAUCACAGAAAAUCCAGUCCUACAUGAUCGGAAGGGUCAACACGAUGGCUCGGAAUGUGGCACCGAACUUUCUGUCACUUCCACCCUCGAUUCACCCGAUAGAUAUGAAGUUGGAACCGUAGAAUAUGAGAAUGGAGUCAAAGUUUCCGAACAAGAAAAUUGUAGUUCUAACGGUGCCAAGGAUUUGGAUGUCAAAGAAAAUGCUACAAUUGCAAUCCUGGUGCCUGGUUCUUCUCUAUCCAUUGCUAACCAGCCCAAUAAACUUGAUGACACUAAAGGUGAACUGGCGAAUUUAGUUGCUGUUGACUCCCCUCGAGUAGAACAUGAACCAUGCAGAUUAUCCCCAGAAGCCUCUCCUAGGAGCCAUAUGACGGUUCCGGAAUCCCAAGGAACGCCCUCUAGUCAAGUAUCUAUAAAAAGUAAAAAGAAGAAAACUGAAAAGAGUGGUCAAAAGCGCAAGUCUUUUUCUACUGCUAAGGGUUCUCCAACUGCGGAUCGUAAUAGUGGUGCAAAAAGUAGUACGGAACAACCAUCCAAAGAUCAAAGAAGCGGGAAGAGACACAAUUCUUUUGGUUCAACAAAACCUGAUAACAUCGAUGAGGAACCAAGAGAUAGUAACAGUAGCAAUUCUCUUCCCCGUUUCAUGCAAGCCACGGAAUCUGCAAGAGCUAAAGUUAAUGCUAAUAACUCACCGAGAUCAAGUCCCGACGUGCAAAAUGGAGAUCUUUAUAUCAAAAAGAGACAUUCCUUACCCGGUGCUAAUGGGAAGCAGCAUUCUCCAAGAAUCCAACCAUCGUCGGGUGCAAAAGGAAAUGAUAGAAAAUGGCAAAGGUGAAGGCUUUUAUGCGAAGCAACCUUAUUAACAUGUUAUCAUGGUAAUCGACAUUUCGGAUCACAAACCGGUGCAGAUUGUUGGUCUUUACUAUCUAGUUUUAUAUAUAUACACACACAUAUAUAUACAUAUUAUCAUGUAAAACUUUCUGCAUGGAUGGUAUGCUUGUAUGUUUGGUUCAACAGUGUAUUGUGUGAUAUUAUGCUUUCCUGCACCAUGUUUUUGGAAUGUCUUUUAUGAGUAUUGGUCAUAAAGUCUUUAUUAUAAUAACGUUCAUGCAGUAAGUAUAUUUGUAUUCACAAUUUGAUUUAUAUACUUCAAAUAAGAUUUUAGCUGGCAUUUAACUUAA
Molecule: messenger RNA, 2452 nt
Organism: Gossypium raimondii (Peruvian cotton)
Lineage: Eukaryota; Viridiplantae; Streptophyta; Magnoliopsida; Malvales; Malvaceae
Product: protein IQ-DOMAIN 32
Exons: 5
Coding region: 112-2106 (664 amino acids)
Molecular function (GO): protein binding
Source: RefSeq, a predicted model, not a curated record